GGGGCGGGACACGCGCGAACCUCCCAAUCUGGUUGGCCGCCGCCCCGCCCGCCCUCCCGCCCGCCCUAGCAACCGUUGCUAGGGGGCGUGGCUCGGCCUCGCGGAGCUGGAAGAUUCCCGCGGCUCAUGAAUAUUUGCAGAUUCAGAGAAGGCCCCGCCCCCGUUGCCUUGGCGCCCAGGCCCCUCAACCCCGCGGCCGGGAGAACAACCCCAAGUCGAAGAGAGCGCCUGGCGAAGGAGGGCGCCCGGGACCAAGCCCCCGAGGCUGGGGCACCGGGGCCGACCCCUCAGGUGCCGCCUGGGGCCACAUGCUGCCCUCUUGCCUAGAUGUUUGGCCCACGGUGGGAAAAAGCAGCCUCCAGCAGGCCCUGGCCCAGGUGGAUGACCUCCGACUGGUGAGCGUGCUGGAGCUGUGUGUCAACACCCACGAGAACAGCCUGGGGAACUUUGGGCUGCACCUGCCCAACCUCAGCCAGCUGAAGCUGAACGGCAGCUGCCUGGGCUCCCUGAGGUGAGUGUCCACCCCCCGCGGUGGUCACGGGGGAGGGCGUGCUGCCGGCCUGGGUGGGGUCCUGGGCAUCCCACUAUCGCCAGCUCCCGGCCCUAACGCCCACCCCGGUCACGUCGCCCACCCCUGGCCCGCUGGAGGCCCCGCUGAGGGUGACGCCAGCCACCCGGAGCCUGCAGUCAGGGUCAGGCUGGUUACACCAGGUUUUGUGGCUGACGAGGUCUCCAGGGACCUCCCUGUGGUGCCCGGAAGGCGCCCACUGACCUUUGGCAGAGGACCCCCAACCCGCGAGCCUGGGCGGCUCAUCACCGACCAGCUUCUGGAUUUGGGGCAUCCCCCCACCCCUCACCACAGCCCAGGGCUGUGUCCCCGUGCUGGUGGGGCCGUAGCUGGGGGUUGAGCCGGCCCCCAUCAGCGCAGCAAGACGAGCAGAGGAGCAUGGCCGCUACUGCCCAGCCGGACCUCAGGCCCCACGUGAAACACAACAGCAUCUUAAUAGCUUAAAAGACAAAAUGCAAAAAUCAGGACAGAUUAAGGUUUUUGCUUACUUCGUCGGGCUGGAAAGAACAAAGCUGAGGGACCUGGGCACCUCCCUGGGCCGCCUGCAGGUGCUGUGGCUGGCUCGCUGCGGCCUGGCUGACCUGGAUGGCAUCGGCUCCUUCCCGGCCCUGAAGGAGCUCUACCUUUCCUACAACGACGUCUCGGACCUGAGCCCGCUGUGCCUGCUUGAGCAGCUGGAGGUGCUGGACCUGGAGGGCAACUGUGUGCAGGACCCAGGGCAGCUGCGCUACCUGCAGCUGUGCCCGCAGCUGGCCACGCUCACCCUGGAGGGCAACCCGCUAUGCCUGUGGCCCGGCCCCGGCCCCGCCCACCAGGUGCCCCAGGGCUACAACUACCGGGCAGAGGUCAGGAAGCUCGUCCCCCAGCUGCAGGUCUUGGAUGAGCUGCCGGCCACACACACACGCCUGACGACCUCCCGGAAGCUGGACCACGACUGGCUCGUGGUGAAGGAGGCCAUCAAGGAGGGCAGCGUCCUGGACAGCCUGCUCCCCGGGCUGGGUUCUCCCCACGGAUCCCCCGUUUGGAGACGCAGCCCCGAGCUAUGCUCACCUGAGACCCAGCGCAGGGCCCCCAGGCCCUGGCCCCGCUCCCUGCUGGUCCCCGGGGGCCCCCUGCCUGCAGGCCUUCUUCCCCAGGGCCCAGCCCCAGAGGACGACGCCAGCAGCCUCACCCACGGUGCCGGCCGGGUCCUCUGUGGAAACCCCGCCAAAGGCCUGCAGGAGCGCCGGCACCAGUGCCAGGCUGGGGCGCACCCAGAGAGGCUGCCGCCUCCCGGGCCCGAAGACCUGGCCGCCCGGGCCUCCGCGCCAGGGCCUGACCCUGCAGACAGCCGCCACCUCCUGGCCUCGGCCAGCCUUCCGGCCUUGAGGGAGCUGCGCCUGCGUCCCCUCCCCAGUAGGUGCCUGGAGUCCCGGGAGGAGGUGGCUGCCGCCCCUGGGGGCCCACAGAGGGGCCCUGAGGAAGAGCAGGACGAGGCUGGGCCCACGACUCGCCCCCGCCCCCCGAGCCUGGCCCCAGAGCCUUCCAGGACCCUGGGCUACAACCUGACCCCCUCUCCUCCCAAGUCCCUCAUGCCAUCUGACAGGGGCAGCAGCUCCUGGGGGUCCACAGAUCUGCAGUUUCGGGGGCGUCACCUCAGAGCCCUGGGUAGUCUGGGGCCUGGCCUGGGUCAGGGGCUGGCUGCAGUGACUGCUCUGAGAGCCCUAGAGGUGGCCUCAGGCCCCAGCCCUCGAGCCGAAGGCUGUCCAGGCCCAAAGCCAGCACCAGAUCCAGCAGGCAGACCCCCAGCCUCCAGUGCAUGCCGCACCUGAACCUCAUCGCCCCAGCCCAGCCCCACCCCUAGUGUACACCACUACCCACUGCCAGGCUGGCCCGGGCGGUAGGCAAGGGCCCCAGGGCGAUCGUGGGAGCCCCCGUGUGAACUCUGGCCUCACAGAAGCCAGAGGACCUGGGCGGGUGUGUUGGGGGGUGGGAAUUGAGCCUGGUACAGGAGAGGACCCUCUUGGUAGAGGGAAGUUAGGAGUUGGGACCACCAAGGGUGGGAAGAGGGAAAGCCCAGAAGAGGAUGGUCCAACUCACCACCGCUGGCCCAGCUGCCCACCUCUUCCGUGUGGCCUGGCCUCCCCUGGAGGAGCAGGCCUGGAAGAGAGCAGACUGGGCCCAGGCCGAGGUGGCUGUAGCUGGGCCCUGGCCAUCCCCUGGCCAGCCCUCCAGCCGCCCCAGGGCUCUGAGCCACCCUUGGGUUGCCGUGGUCCCGAGCAGAGGCUUUUGCCCUAGGCCAACCAGGGUGCGACCACGCCUCCCAUCCCUGGUGGACUUGUGGGGUUCCCCGCGCGGGGAUGGGGUGGCCAGCUCCCUCCUCUUGGGGCCGGAUACCCGGAAACCAAGCGAAUCAUUUUCGACUCCCAGGUGUACAGAAAUGCGGUUUACUUGGUAGGCGGCGUUGGUUCAAUAAACUAUGCAGCUGGCA
Messenger RNA from Orcinus orca (killer whale), 3038 nucleotides. RefSeq names its product leucine rich repeat containing 56 (gene LRRC56). The transcript has 12 exons. The record is from RefSeq and is a predicted model, not a curated record. NCBI's taxonomy places the organism in Eukaryota, Metazoa, Chordata, Mammalia, Artiodactyla, Delphinidae. The coding region runs from base 1021 to 2379 and encodes 452 amino acids. Gene Ontology annotation, molecular function: protein binding.